UAACAAUUACAGCAAUCAAAGCAGCUACAACAACUGCAACAUUAGUGCCCACAAGCUUCUGGUCAGCAGCAACAUGAAUACAACAGCAAUGUUGAUGCAUCAUCAGCAGCAACAGCAAGCAGCGGCAGCUGCUGCCGCCGCCGCCCAACAGCAACAUCAGCAACAAAAUGGCGGACGCGACGGCAGCAAUAGUUCACGUGGAGCCGGAGAUGAUCGUCCAAAUGGUCGCAACUCACACACGGGCAAUGGACGAGGAUCGAGCUGUUCACCAGCGAGCAGUCCCACCAGACACGGCAGUGCUGUGAGUCCUGUUAGCUCCUUGAAUCAAUCCAUGAUGGCACAAAUGGCACAACAGCAGCAACAACAACAGCAGCAGCAGCAGCAACAACAUCAUCAGCUCAGUCCGCCGCCGCAUGUAACGGGAGCAUUGCCAACGGGACUGGCGCCACGUAUGCCACAUGGAUUGCCGCCGCAUUCAUUGGGAUUGCUCAACUCACUGCAGAUGAUGCAUCAUGCAUCGCCAUUGGAAUUGAUGGCAGCCGCACAUCAUCAUGUGCCACCACGAUCAUAUAAUUCACCACCGCCCAUUUCCACCUCGGAUCCCAGUGCCAAUGAGUGCAAAUUGGUUGAAUAUCGCGGCCAAAAGGUGGCCGCCUUUAUCAUUAGCAAUGAGACAAUGUUGUGUUUGCCACAAGCAUUUGAGCUAUUUCUAAAACAUUUGGUUGGUGGACUGCACACGGUAUAUACGAAAUUGAAGCGUUUGGAUAUUGUGCCACUUGUGUGCAAUGUGGAACAGGUGCGCAUAUUGCGUGGACUGGGCGCCAUUCAGCCAGGUGUCAAUCGUUGCAAGCUGCUCAGUUGCAAGGACUUUGAUGUGCUGUACAGGGACUGCACCACAGCCAGAUGCCUAUCGAUCAAGCCGCCAGAAAGUUCCAGACCGGGUAGACCGCCCAAACGUGGCCCCGUUGGCCUCUCACUGCCGCCCACGCAUCUAACACAGCAUCCGCAGUUGAAGAAGCAUCGCCUGGACAAUGGUGACUAUGCCUAUGAGAAUGGCCAUAUAAGUGAUAUGAAUCGGUUGGAGAAAUCGCCGCUGCUGGCCAACGGUUAUAAUCCGCCACCGAUCAACCAUAUGGCAUUUAUGCAGAUGAAUGCCCAUCAUCCGGGUGCGGCUGCGCUGAUGUCACCCGGAAUGCCACCACACGGUCUCCAUGCACGUCCAGAGAGUCAAAUGCUGAAGGCAGCUGCUCAGAAUGCUGGCAUGUCCGCCGCCAAUAUGGAUGCACUGGCGCGAUCGGGCAUCUGGGAGAAUUGCCGUGCCGCCUACGAGGAUAUUGUAAAACACUUGGAGCGUCUACGGGAGGAGCGCACCGAUGAUAGACAUCAGGCCAUAUGCGCUGGAGGAGGCGGCGAUCGAGGUGGCAGCGUUGUCAGCGAACGUGAAUCCAAGCCGAGGGAUCUCAGCUCUCAUAAUUGCUCACCCACGCGCCAGAGUCCAGUGCUGAAUCUGAGCAAGUCCGGCGGUAAUACGGAUCAUGGGGGCAGCAACUGCGAUGCCGGCAGCGAGCGCAGUGAUUGCCUCUCGCCAGCGGCGUCGCCUCGUGGACCACGUAGCCUGGAUGAGGGCAGCCGCAGUGUGGGCGGUGGUCAGAUCAUUGGCGUUGAGGACGAUGAGGAGGAGGAGAACUUGAGCGAUGAGAACCAAUCCGAAGUCGAUGAACGCUGUCUGGCCAAAGACGAUGACGAUUUGAGUGACACGGAACGUGAUAAUUUGUCGACGGGUUCGGCGGCCGCUGCCGCUGCUGCUGCCGCAGCGGCUGCACAUUUGCAUCAACAUGCCGCUGUUGCCUCGCAUCAUCAUCAUCAUCAUCAGGCGCAGGCGCAUCACUUGGGCGUGGGGGCGCAACACGGUGGCUCUCCCACAGCCGAGGCAGCUGCAGCCGCUGCACUGCAUCAUCAGCGUGCUUUAAACUACUCCCAACUAGCGGCCGCUGCCGCUGUGGCCAAUGGCGCCGUCGCUGGCACCGUUGCCGCCAAUGGAUCACCCUCUGCUGGCGGCGGCGGCGCCCUGACGCCCAACGAGGCCUUGCUGGCGGCCAAUGAUGCAACUGCUGCUGCUGCUCUGGCCGGCGGCUUGGCACUUGGUCCACUUGGCAUCGAUGCUCAUGCUGCAGUGCCCGCCAGCUCCACGGAAACUCUGCUCAGGAACAUUCAAAGUUUGCUGAAAGUCGCUGCCGAUAAUGCCAGGCAGCAGGAGCGUCAGAUUAGCUAUGAGAAAGCUGAACUGAAAAUGGAUGUGCUGCGCGAACGUGAAGUAAAGGAUUCACUGGAACGGCAGCUGGUCGAUGAGCGCAAAUUGCGUGUUCUCUAUCAAAAACGCUUUAGACGCGAGCGCAAGAUACGGGUGCGCUAUCAACAACAGUUGAGUGGAGCUGGAGCAGGAGCAGGAGCGGGAUCAGGAGCUGGAGGAUUAGGAGGCAGCAAAGGCAAUCCAAAUGCAAUUGACAACAGUGUCACCUGCAGCGAUGCUGAACUUUGUACAGGCAGCGCAGUGGAUGCCAAAUGCAGCAGCGGAAGCAGCGAUGUCGUCGAGACGCUUAAAGAUACCGACGGCAUCAGUCACGGCGGUAGUAGCGAUAAAUCCGAGAAGUCCCUCAGCGCGUCCUGUGAUGUGACCGGCCAUACCUCCGGAUCUGCCACACGCUCCGAUUCUCCCACCCACUUCAAGCGCGAGCCACAUUCCGAUCACGAAGGCUCCAUGGAGCACCAACAGCGUCCCAUCACAGCUCAAGAUAAUCAACCGCGCUGCUCCAGUCGCGAUCGCGAAGAUCAACCUCCCACUGCUGGUUCCGUUGCCGCUGCCGCAGCCGCCGCUGCAGCCGAUGGCAGUCUCGCCGCUGCCGCCGCCGCUGCAGCUGCUGCGGCUGCCAGCAAUGGGAAGGCGCCUUGGAGCUAUCCUGGUAUAGAUCUGAUGGCCACAGGAGCAUUCUGGCAAAAUUAUUCGGAAUCUCUGGCACAGGAACUGGAAAUGGAGCGCAAGACGCGUGCUGCCAACGCAGAGCGUGAUGUGAAGAGUCCGUUGUCGGAGAGGCCUACGGCAUAUUAUAAGAAUUCGGUGCUCUUCGGCAGUGCUAAUUAAGCUCCAUUAUGUUUGAGCUGUUAGCAGAGACGACCAGGAUAUUUGAUCUCAAAGUGCAAUCCAAGUGACGGCGGCGUUUGGAAAGUGGCAAGAGGAAGACAGGGCAAGAAGAAGAGAGCGCGGCCGGACCAAAAUGCAGAAUCCCCGCAUUAUUAGAGAAAACUUUUGUAAAUAUAUUUAUUAUUAAUAUGAAUGUAAGGGAAGAUGUGUAUGCAUUCAAAAUGGAUUCGUCCGAUGAUCGUUGCAAACGCUGAUACGGCCAUUUUGAAGAUACAUAUUGUCAGUUACAUAGCAAAAAUUGAGACACUUCCGAUACCAACAUUGAGUGCAUAAGUACUUGUACUCGUACUCGUAGUUGUACGAUACGUACACUCGCAAAUAGUUUCCAGUAUUUUAGAUUUUGUACAUAGGCAUACAAAGACUUUUUAAAAUCGUAGUACUGGGCUAGAAAAAUAGUUGGCAUACCUAGCAUUUAACAUCAAGCGUCACAACCUAGCAUCGUUUUAAUAGUUAGCUUAGUUUUUAAUUUUGAAAAUAUAUACACUUACAUACAUUAUCGUAAGAACUUGGAUCAUGUGUGUAUAUGUAUGUAUUUAGUUCAGCUACAUUUUAUAUGCCGGUUUUUAGAGCUUUUAAUGGGGAAGUUAGUAAUUAUUGAAAGUAAGCUGAGGAAUAAUGUUAAAAGCUAAGAUUUUAAUUUAUUCAGUAGCCUAGCAGCGGAUUAAGCUAUAAUAUUAAUAAAAACUUAAUGUAUUUCACUUGCUUAGACAUUAAUCCAUAAACAUAAUGAUAUAUUAUACUAUAUAUAAUAUGCUAUAAAUUAAUAAACUGAAAUUUAAACGGCCGACAUUAAAAUACAUAUGUUAUACAAAUGACAUUAAAUACCUAUAUAAACGCUUCAUAUGCUAUUAUAUAUAUACCAUAUAAAUAUAUAUAUUAAAAUUACAUUACAUUUAGUCAUAACAAUAGUCACUGAACAUAAUAUUGAAAACGUAACAUAUAUACAAACUUACUGUGCUACAUUCAUCGCUCGCUACAAAAACAGACAAGUUGUUACAAUAAAUACCAUACAAAAAUAUAGAAAACUGUCAAAAAAAACAUGCAAGUAGAGAACAGCAACUAUAACGAAAAGCGAAAAGUUUAAAAAUAAUAUAUAAUAAAUUAUUGCAUAAAUAAUAA
This is a messenger RNA of Drosophila innubila, 4318 nucleotides long. It is a transcript of the gene dac, whose product is annotated as dachshund homolog 1. The transcript is spliced from 11 exons. The record is from RefSeq and is a predicted model, not a curated record. NCBI's taxonomy places the organism in Eukaryota, Metazoa, Arthropoda, Insecta, Diptera, Drosophilidae. The coding region runs from base 74 to 3139 and encodes 1021 amino acids.